Molecule: messenger RNA, 3181 nt
Organism: Closterium sp. NIES-67
Lineage: Eukaryota; Viridiplantae; Streptophyta; Zygnematophyceae; Desmidiales; Closteriaceae
Source: the annotation of a GenBank genome assembly
CUCAAACAUGAGCCCCACUCGUUUCUGUGCAGCAAAAGUAAGCCCACUUGUCAUUGCUACAGCCUCUAGUAGUCUUACACGUCAUUGCUAUCCAGAAUCUUGCCAGGUGCCAGACCGAGCCCGUGACCUAGGGAUAAGCGGCCGCUCGUCAGCCUGAAGAGCGCAGCUCGCGCUCUCUUGGCGAGGCCAUCUGUGACCUUGAACGUCAACCUUUCUCACCUCGCAUCUUGAACGUCGCGCGAUUCACUCCUCGCAACGGUAACCUAGUCAACAACUCGAAGACGUUCUUGGUCGACACUCAACGCGAUUGGUGAAAAGUCGUUCCGUCACCAAUAGUGACACAGCAUACCGAAUCUCCUUCAUACUCGGCUGCAUUACGCGCCUAUUAGCACCUUCGAUACGAGCACCCUAUCUGUAUAUUUCCCCGUUGAAGCGGCCGGUAGGACCAACUCCCCAGCUGCACCGCGACAGCUCUGACAGGUCUGACAACUCUGACAGCUCUGACAGCUCCGACAGCUCUGACCGCUCUGACCGCUCUGACAGCUCUGACAGCUCCGACAUCUCUCACCCGCCGCAGAGAGUUCAAAUCCUCUCAUGGCGACGUUCAGCACAACCGGCGUCGUGGCGCUGCUUCUUGUUCUGGCGACCGCUAGCCACGGCCUCUCGCUACCAGGUAGCGCCAAGGCGAAGCUCUACAUCGUGGAGCUGCGGACGGGCCUCCCCCUGGCGACGUACCGCGGGCAGAUCCCCGGGUACCCCGCCACCGCGCCCAGAGACGAGGGGCCCGACCUCGAUAGCGCCUUCCCCGAAGAUGCGCCCGAGGCGGAACUGCCGCCCGCGCCUGACGGGCUGGUGGGAGGGCACACGGGGGACUUCACCUCUGUUGGGGCAUCAGUGGCAGCGGGUAGUGGCGCAGCAGCCCCGGCAGAAGCACCGGCAGGAAAUGGACGGCAGCUGUUCUCGUCGUCCGCGUCCUCUCAUCCGUCCACCUCAACCCCCAAGGGUGCCCGCUUCAGACGGCCGCGGCUGAACUUGAAGGCGCCGCACGUGCAGGCGUUCAAGCAGACGCUGCAGCGGCAGCAGCGGCAGGUGGCAGCGGACAUCGGCCUGGCCGUCACAUCCAUCGCGCACCAGUUCCAAACCGUCUCGCACGGCUUCGCCGCCGCCCUCACGCCGCUGCAGCUGUGGCGGUUGAAGCGGCACCCCGCGGUGGCGGGCGUGAGGAGGAGCCGCAUUGUGCGCAAGUACACGUUCGACUCGCCCACUUUCCUGGGCUUGCCGGACUCGUUGUGGCAGGAAGCGGGCGGGCAGAGCAGUGCCGGGGCGGACGUGGUGGUGGGGGUGGUGGACACGGGCAUCUGGCCUGAGAACCAGUGCUUCGAUGACACGGGGUUGAGCGGCACGCCAUCGACGUGGCAGGGGACGUGCGAGACGUCGUCGGACUUCAGCUGCACAGGCAAGGUGAUCGGCGCACGCAAGCUCUACAGCGGCUUCCAGCAGGAGAGCUCCAGCGGGCCCGACUUCUCCUAUGACUACAACUCGCCCCGCGACUCGGACGGCCACGGCACGUGGUGCGCUGGAGCAGCAGCGGGUGUGAAGGCGAGCUGGUCGACGGGCGACACGAGCGGCAUGGCACCAGCAGCGCGGCUGGCCAUAUACAAGGUGUUCUGGACCGACAGCUACGGCACGUAUGCCACGGACGCCGACAUUCUCGCCGCUGUCGACUACGCUGUGGCUGACGGCGUCGACGUGCUCUCGCUCAGCCUGGGCGGGGCGAACCCUGCCGACACCUACUUUGGGGAUGUCGCAUUUCUGAAUGCCAAUGCUGCUGGCAUGGUGGUGGCGUUUGCAGCGGGGAACUCGGGCGGGCCAAAGAGAUUCAGCUUCUCGAUGUACCGCUCCAUCGACAACUUCUCGCCCUUCUACAUCACUGUCGGCGCCAGCACCAUUCAACGGGGUGGGGCAGUGCUGGGAGGAGCGUCUGUGAAGGGGGUUGCUCUCAAGACGACAGCAGGGGCGCUCACAUCUGUUGCUACGAGUGGCAGCUCGACCAACAGCACAACCCCAGCACGGGCAGCCCGGCCAGCAGCGGUGGAGACAGCGGGCAUAGCCGCCCCCAUGGUGGCGGGCUUCUCGUCGCGCGGCCCCCUGGUGCGGCCCAUCAAGGGCACGCAGCCGCCCUACCCCACCAACUCCAUCCUCAAGCCCGACAUCAUCGGCCCGGGCGUGGAGCUCUGGGCCGCCACUCCCGCCUAUGCCAUCGGCGACCCCGCAGGGCUGGCACAGUUGUCGGGCACGUCCAUGGCGACACCGCACAUCGCGGGCAUCGCUGCUCUCAUUGUGCAGCAGAAGCCGGACUGGUCCCCGGCGCAAGUCAUGUCUGCUAUGAUGACCACCGCCACCAUCAGGAACACGAAUGGCAAGCGGAUCAAGAACACCUGGGGAAGGCUUGCAACGCCGUGGGAGAUAGGCGCGGGGCAUGUGUACCCUCCUAAGAUGCUCGACCCCGGGCUGACCUACGAUGCUGGAGAGAGCCACUACCGGAACUUCCUCGCUGGCCAGAGCUUCUGGCAGGCCAAGAAGUACUUUCCCGGCGCGACCCUGCAGAGAUUAGCGCCGCGCAACCUCAACCGCGCGAGCAUCUCGAUCGGGCGCAUGAAAGGGUACCGCAAGGUGCGGCGCACGGUGACGAACGUGGCGGACACCACGUCCACGUACACGGGGACGAUCGUAUGCCCGUACGGCGUGGUGAUGAUAGUGAAUCCCAAGACGUUCACCAUAGCGCCGGGCGAGAGCGUGACGUUCACGGUGUCGGUGUGGGUGAACGCCAAGUCGUGGCUGUUCCACUAUGGCAGCUUGACGUGGCGAGACGAGGUCGGGCACGUGGUGCGCUCGCCCAUUGCUGUGCAGCCGCUGCGCUACAUCAAAUGGUGACCGGGGGACGGAUGGGAAGGGGGUUGUUGAGGGGGAGUCAACGCGCGAACAAAGGCACUGAUGACAAGCUCAUGCGCAUGGUACCGAUACCUCGAACCUUGAGGACUCCAUUUGUUGAAAUGAACCACGUGUUUAGGGUGGCCUGGAUCUAGAGUUGGUAAAACCAAGAGUAGAAAGUAAACAAAGACUUUACACCUUGUAUUGGAAAUGUACGAAAUGACGAGGAUAAUAAUAAUGAGUAAUGCAG